Iphiclides podalirius (scarce swallowtail) is the source of this 2394-nucleotide messenger RNA. NCBI's taxonomy places the organism in Eukaryota, Metazoa, Arthropoda, Insecta, Lepidoptera, Papilionidae. The record is from the annotation of a GenBank genome assembly.
AUGCUGAUGACUGAGCUAUGUGACGAGCAUAAAGGUCAAAGAAGAAAACUAAAACCAAAGCCCCAAUCAAAGCCGUCUCCCGUAAGCUACACACCAACCAUGAUUAGGGGCAUCGUUGAGAUUGAGGCUAAAUUGUACAACGGUAUCAGCGACAGCCAGGGUCUGACAGAGGGAUAUGUGUAUGCGGAAAGACCUGAACCACGAUACGCAAAUAUUGGCAAUUACGUGCAAGUGUCUGAGGAAUUGCUGCAUGACAUCGAUGUGUUGUUCAUGAAAGGAUAUGACUUCGUAACUUUUUACUACCAAGACCAAAUCAUGACGAAGUACGAGAUCUUGCUCAGAGUCACAGCGAGGGACUACAAAAUUAUCGCUUUCAGGAGAAAAAGGAAGAGCCUAUUCCUCAAGGGAACUUGGUGUGGUGUUGACGUUCACCUGGAAAUCAACGACAAGGACAUAUACGACGAACAAGGCUGUGCGUCUAACGGGCUUAACGUUGCUCGGGGCGAACACAUCCUGGAGAGGAGUCAAGCACAAACAAAUAGGGGAUUCGACCCCAGUCCAGAACAAACAAAGGAGCUCAAGCUGCCGCCGCCACCCGAAAGUCUCAAAAUGCCUUACGAUGAAGGGAAAGAAAAGGAGGAACGUGUGGAAGACGGUCAACCUCAACGUGCUAUGUGGGGGAAUCAAAUUGAGUUUCUUAUGUCGUGCAUUGCGACAUCGGUUGGUCUGGGAAACGUUUGGCGUUUUCCUUUUGUUGCCUAUCAAAAUGGCGGCGGAGCGUUCCUGAUACCUUACAUAAUUGUGCUGCUUCUGAUCGGAAAACCGAUGUACUACCUCGAAGGCGUGCUAGGGCAAUUCAGUUCGCGUAACUCCGUUAAAGUGUGGUCUCUAUCGCCAGCCAUGAAAGGGACCGGGUACGCUCAAGCUCUUGGCUGUGGAUACAUUCUUUCUUAUUACGUAUCUAUCAUAGCCUUGUGCUUGUACUACCUGUCAAUGAGCUUUCAGUCUACUCUACCCUGGGCUAUAUGCCAGCCAGAAUGGGAGAACUGCGUUCCGUCUGCACCGACCGAUAAUGUUGUCAUAACAGAAAACUCUACCAGUAGUGCCGAGUUAUAUUUUGUGAGAACAGUGCUCCAGCAAAGUGACGGCAUCGAAGGCGGACUUGGUGCUCCUAUAUGGUAUUUGACUUUGUGCCUGCUCGCGUCUUGGGUCGUUAUCUUUUUAAUAGUCGCUCAAGGAGUUAAGAGCUCUGGCAAGGCGGCCUAUUUCCUCGCACUGUUCCCUUAUGUUGUGAUGAUAAUUUUGCUCAUAAGUACCGCAAUUUUACCCGGAGCAGGCGACGGAAUAUUAUUCUUUAUUACGCCCCAAUGGGAAAAACUGAUCGAAUUGGAUGUAUGGUAUGCAGCGGUGACGCAAGUUUUCUUCUCGCUUUCCGUCUGCACCGGUGCGAUCAUUAUGUUCUCGUCAUACAAUGGAUUUAGGCAAAACGUGUACAGGGACGCCAUGAUUGUGACAACCCUGGACACUUUUACAAGUUUACUGUCCGGUAUAACAAUUUUCGGAAUCCUUGGUAAUCUGGCAUACGAGCUUAACCAAGAAGUUGGACAAGUGGUCGGCUCAGGUGGAACCGGCUUGGCGUUCAUCUCAUAUCCCGACGCCAUUGCCAAGACCUUCCAACCUCAACUGUUCUCAGUCCUGUUCUUCCUGAUGAUGUCGGUGCUGGGCGUCGGAUCAGCGGUCGCCUUGCUCUCUACCAUCAACACGGUGAUGCUCGACUCCUUCCCACGGAUUCCCACCAUCAUAAUGUCGGCUAUAUGCUGCUCCGGCGGCUUCCUCGUCGGUCUUGUCUACGUCACCCCGGGCGGUCAAUACAUAUUAGAAAUCGUUGAUUACUACGGCGGAACUUUCCUUGUGCUUUUCUGCGCCAUAGCUGAAAUCAUCGGCGUAUUUUGGAUUUACGGACUCGAAAACUUCUGCCUUGACAUCGAGUUCAUGUUGGGAAUAAAGACAUCGAUAUAUUGGAGGUUCUGUUGGGGUGUAAUAACACCUUCGAUGAUGAUUGUAGUGUUCAUCUAUGCCCUGGCGUCUUACGAGGCCCUGGUCUUCGGUGGUUACUAUUACUACCCUACCGCCGGUUAUGUUGCCGGUUACCUCAUACUAUUCGUUGGAAUUGCUUUCGUCCCUAUAGGCAUCAUAGCGACGAUGUAUAAAAACAAGACCGGAAUCUUCAUAGAAACACUAAAGCAGUCUUUCCGCGCGAAGGCGUCAUGGGGUCCACGUUCGAUGACGACCCGCAACGAAUGGAGGCUGUUCAAGCAAGACACACAAGCUGAGCGGGAAAAACUCAACGUUUCAUGGCUGAAACAUAUCUGGCUCAGCUUAUACAACGGCUAC